This is a messenger RNA of Dreissena polymorpha, 662 nucleotides long. RefSeq lists its product as uncharacterized. The record is from RefSeq and is a predicted model, not a curated record. The transcript has 3 exons. Bases 89 to 448 code for a protein of 119 amino acids. Lineage: Eukaryota; Metazoa; Mollusca; Bivalvia; Myida; Dreissenidae.
GAUUGAGAAGAUUGAUCUCCAAGGUUUACAAAAAGAAGCAGUUUCAAAUUGUCUGAAUAAGUUGCCUAACAUUAUAGACGUCCUAGGGAUGAGUGUUGAGCAAUCUGCCAAUAUACGCGAAUUACUCGAGGCAGUUUUUGGAGGUUUCAUUCCUCCCGGAACAUCGGUUAAGUACUUACAAAAGUUGCAGAAAGAUUAUGGUGUAGGUUGCUUACAGAAAAUGUACCCGAGCAAUAGCAAGGAAUGGGAGGUAACAAGAGUUGUGUUUGUUGCAAGUGCCUCUCAAUCACUGCCGACUGCAUUAGUCGAAAUCGUCCGAUGUUUAUUAGAAUCUCACGACCAGGCAACAGGAUAUUUCAAAUACAAUAUUGACCUGUUCGUAGUCAUCACAAAGUGUUAUUUAGUGGAAGGGUUCAACACUUCUGAAAAGACAUCGGAAUCAAACUGAUUAAACGCCACCAGUUUAAGGGGAUGGAGAAUGAAGUUGCAAAAGAGUUCGGUAUAGGCGGUGCUAUGGAACAUAACAGCAUCUGUUGGCAGAGCUAUGUGGACGGCCGAUGUUUGGAUGAUCCGUACAUCGACAAUAUAGCUCUCAAGUUCGUGAGGCAGAUUAUGCAACCUAGACGAAGAAGACAUCCGGUUGAGAGUAAUAAGACGCCUGU